CGCACGCGCGCCGUGGCUGAUGACGUCGAGAAAGAGGGGCGCGCGCCGGAGGCGGGGCCGAGGGGCACGUGUCACCCUACGUGGGUUGCGAGGUGACGCCGCUGCCCAUAGUUACCCGGCGCCGUGAGGAGAAGAUGGGUUUGCUGUCAAUACUGCGGAAAUUGAAGAGUGCCCCUGAUCAGGAGGUUAGAAUACUCCUUCUAGGUUUGGACAAUGCAGGGAAAACAACAUUACUCAAACAGUUGGCUUCAGAAGACAUUAGUCACAUCACACCUACACAGGGAUUUAAUAUCAAAAGUGUGCAGUCGCAAGGUUUCAAGUUAAAUGUGUGGGACAUCGGAGGACAGCGAAAAAUUAGACCAUACUGGAGGAACUACUUUGAAAAUACUGAUGUUCUUAUCUAUGUCAUUGACAGUGCAGACCGCAAAAGAUUUGAGGAAACGGGACAGGAGCUGGCUGAGCUACUAGAUGAAGAAAAACUGAGCGGUGUUGCUGUUCUUGUUUUUGCCAACAAGCAAGAUUUGCUGACAGCUGCCCCAGCAUCUGAGAUAGCUGAGGGGCUGAACCUGCAUACAAUUCGUGACCGUGUUUGGCAAAUCCAGUCUUGUUCUGCACUCACAGGAGAAGGUAUACAGGAUGGGAUGCAUUGGGUCUGCAAAAAUGUCAAUUCAAAGAAGAAAUAAAAACCCCUCCAAGCACCAUGGAAGGAACCAGAUGGACCAUUUCUGAUUUGAUGAUGAUAAUUAAUUGUUCCUGACCAAAUUCUCCUCCACUAUUCACAAUUUUAGCUACGAAGCCAGAAAGUGGCAUUGGGAGUAAUGUAUCUCCAGUACACUACCUGAAUUUUUGGAAUCCUUUUAUAAAUACUGUACAUGUCUUGUGAAUGUUGCUGCAAUACAUCAUUCCAUGCAGUUUGAACGAUCCUUCUGAAUGCAGUGGGCUGUAAGCCGCAUGGACUGAUGUGUGAUAACUCUUGUGGGACAUGCCCUCAUUUUCUUUGCUAGAAGCUUUAAGAAAAAAGAUAAUCACAGUUGUUGGCUGUUUUCUCUCCUCCAAACUUAACGUUUCUUUUUAUAGGACAUUUGUGCAGAUGAACCAUUGUCCUCUGUAUUUCAUAUUCUGCUGACUUUUGCCCUUCGUAGGGAACUUUUUCCACUUUGCAAUAUACAAUUAAAUAUAUAUUUUAAUUGGAAUGGUUUGCCAUGCAGCUUUUUGAAGAAUUACUUUCCUCUCUGUUUCUUCUGUGGAUGCACAGGGCUCUGGUGUACCAGUAGUUUAAACUUAAACUGGGGAAGUGCAAGACAGAUGAGGGUUUUAGCUUGGGCUGGUGUGUGUAAUUCAGGCUUAUUAUGCAGCCAAAAGAACUGCAGUAAUAUUUACCAAAAGCUCUUUUAGAAUCUGAGUUUAACUAGAAACUAUCCAAAUUUACAUGGACCAAAUGCAACUGAUAAAUUGCCUUAGUUAUCUUGAUUUUCUUUCACAAACAAAGUUUAUGGAAUCAAUUUCUUAGGAGAAUUUUAUCUUCACCUCUCACAGAUAAGGAAACAGCAAAGCAAGUGAUCGGCAGGUCUAUAGCGUUGAGGCUUGGCUGCUUUAAAUCCUCAUUAAUGAGCUGCAAGCAGAUUUGCCAUUAAAAGGCUGGAGAGGAAGCAGCUGCCCAACCAUAGAAAUAGAGUAGAUUGGAGUUACUGCCAAGGGCCUAGGGGAAUGGUCCCUGGCAUAAAGCAAGUGCUUGGUGUGUUAUCAUUGUGAUUGUCUAUUGUGUUCUUUCAACGGAGGUACCUACAUAUUUUGACAUUAUUUAUUUGCUGUAAUUUUGACCAUUCUUUCGGUUAUUUGAGGCACAACACUAAAGUAUAUAUGUCCAGAAUAUUCUUCCUGCAUUAGUGCUGGUUUGUUUAAAUGCAGAUUUAUUGCAAUAAAUGAAACCAGCUUUCUAGAAAAUGUCGUUGCAUUUUAAAUGAUGGGGUUAGGAGGAGAGUUGGGGGCUUUUAACACUAGAGAGGUAGAAUGAGCACUUCCAGCAAGACCAAGUCUUGGAUAAUAACAGAUAACUUGCCUGCAGAUAAAAAUUCACAUUAUUUUUUUUGCUAGUAAUUAAACAGCUCACCAUCCAUGAAUAAAUCUUAGCAGUUAUGAAACUGAAAACUGAUCCUUGGUGCUCAGUCAAGCAACCAUUAAAGGAACAAUAAUAAAAAUGAGAUUAUUAUGGUUGUGUUCAGUAAAAUAAAGGAACUAGUUGUUCUGUGUAUGUGCUGGAAAUCUUCAUCAGACCGUUAAGAUUAUUUUUCUGGAUUUUAACUACUCUUCGCUGGGAAUGCUUCCUAGUCUGUCCCAGUGGGCAAGGAUAUCCUGUUUGCUCUCUCAACAUGUUUAUAACUGACUGAAUUACACUACUGUGUAUGUGCUAAGCGACAUCAUCCUAAACUGUGGGAGCCAAAAUGCUUUCUGGACAAUGAUCCCUAGACUGCCUUAACAUUGCAAAUGAAAGCACUCACCAAAUUUCAUCUCCUUAACUGUGCAAAUCUAUUCUGACUCCAAUAUAUUCCUAUCUCUUUAUGAUUUUUUUAUGAACCCUUGGAACGGUGUAGCUUGGCAGAGUUGAAGACGGCUGAGGUGGUGCCAGAAAUUGUUCAAAUUGUCUUUUUAUCCUAUGGGAAAUGAUUGUUGAUGUCACAGAUCUCUAAGAGCUUACAAUCUGUGUCAUGAAUCAGUUCAACCUAGUUUCUCAGCAUGUAGAUUACUGUGAUAUUGAUUGUCAAAAGUCAAACCUGUUAUGUUAUUAUAUGCAACACAUAUCACAUGUUACUCACAUGUUAUUAUAUGGUUGCGCAGCACCUGGAGAUGUAUCUUGUAGCAAAGCAGUCUGAGCUUUAAAUUGACUUUUUUUUUCCUAUCAGUAUUAACUUAGUUAUGAUUUAAAAGAAAGGGUUGUUCCCAUGGAAAUUGGCUUAAGUCAGAGAUGACUUAAGACUUUCUUCAUGGGACCUCAAUUUAACCAUGUUACUUGACCUGUUACUAGUAUGCUGUUUUGCACCUUCCUUGACUUUUUAAUCAAAGUCCAUUCUAUGCUGCAUGGUUUGUCUCACUGAAUGUUUCAUACAUAAGUUUAUAUAGUUGCUUUUCGUGCUACUAAAAAUUAUUCAAAGGCAAGUCUUCUCUCUGUCUCACUGAGAAGGAACUUAUUUUUCAUAGUGGAACACAGCUGUUUUAUGACAAUCAAUUCCUUUAGUGGCAUAAUUAUUUGCAGGUUUUGAUCCAUUCAGUGGUGAAAGGUUUUCAUAAUAAAUGGAUCACAUGGUUCUAGAAAUUGGCAUAUACCAAUGUUAUCAAUGACAUUAAAACACCAAUGGUGAUAUGGCUAUCACUGGAUUAAAAUAGCAAAUAUUCACUGACAAGCUGUCCUUUGAAGGCUGAAGUGCUAAUUUCACUGAUUAAAUUCAGUAAUCAGCCUUCUUUUGGCAAUAACAAAGUGGUUUUUGAGAUUAAAGCUUCUUAGAUUAAGAUUAACUUGUAAGUGUCCAAACCCUGAAAACCUUUAAACUGGAAUCAAACAGCAGCCAGACCAUUGCUUUAAAAAAUGGCAAGUGCAUUUGAUUAGUGAUUUCUUUACUCUAGGAAGUUAAUGACCUUUUGUUCAUUUCAAACUAUUAUUUUUCAUUCUGCAAAUUGAAUGCAUGACUAAUCAUUAUUAAUAACUCUCAGCUGUACGCAAUCACGUAGCUGCUAAGCUUCAUGGGAGAGUCUGUGAAGAUGUCCACGUUCACUUACACAAGUAUGAUUUAGAAGUUUGGAAUUUGAUAAAGUUAAUACCCACCUAGAUGACACAUGAAAACAUAGUUUAUCCACAUAAUAUAAAAGUUAAAUUUAAUGGAUUUCACUCCUUGUAGAGGCAGCUACAAAAUGCUUUACAUAUGAUGGUGUUCAUUGACCUUUUGCACCCCAAAAGCUGCUGAACCUCAGGUCAUUUGUUUUAUUUAGUCCAAUCUGAACAGUUAAAUUUGUUUUCAAUAGCAACUCAGAACAGCCCUCAUGUCCUGCUAUAGUGAAAGGGAAUCUGUGUCACUGAACUACUACUAAUUAAGGUUCUAAUAUACACAACAAUUUCUUUUCAUCUGUGUUCAAAGAAGCCAUCUCAAUAUUUAAUAGAAGAAAGUCCUUGACCUGUCCGUUCAAAUCAAUUUUAAUCAACUACUACCCAUUUACAGACAGCAUAGAUAAUCAGCAGUCUGUUGGUCUCAAAUUUUGAACUGGGAAAAUGCUUCUUUUCUGCACCUAAAAAUUCUUAUCAUGAUUUCUACUGGCAUUCUCCAUCAGGGUUAAUGGAUGAAGUCUUCUGUCCCUAAUCAAUCAAAUCCAGGUUCCAGAUCCAAUCCCAUUAUUGCCAUCUAUCCUUUUACUGAUAUUCUCUUCAAUUUGCAUUUGUAAAUUUUGUCAUUGUGAAGAUGGUAGAAGAGGAAUGGUUAUUAUUGAGCAUUGAACUUUUUUGAAGAGGAUAAUUACUUUGGUUUUUUUUUUGCCCAAUGUAUUCUCUGUGAGUGAUAUUGUACUUUUAAAGCUGUACAAAAUCACAUUGCAGUCAAUUUAAAUGACCCUCUCUUUUUCAUGCAGCUCCUUCCUAUUCACACUUUUUAGAAAACACAAUAUGUGCUUGUUAAACUUGCACCCCCCCCCCCCCGGAGUUUAAACAGCAUGUGUUUUAUUUUUGUCUGUGUUGAUAAAGUAUAAAUGCCUGUAGUCCUUUCACAUGCAGUCAGCAUUGCAUUCUUCAAUGGCUGUAGAUAUUCCAUGGUUGAAUUCAUAUUGUUCCUGUGUUAUCAACUGUUUCCAGCUUUACAGUUGUUGAAAGAUAAAGAAUGUGGUAUUUUGUCAUAGAUCACACGGUACAUGUAAUUCAAAUGCAGAAUGUCUUGUUCAUGAAAUAAAGACUGUUUAAUAAAAAUCUCAA
This is a messenger RNA of Mobula hypostoma (lesser devil ray), 4948 nucleotides long. It is a transcript of the gene arl3b, whose product is annotated as ADP ribosylation factor like GTPase 3b. Lineage: Eukaryota; Metazoa; Chordata; Chondrichthyes; Myliobatiformes; Myliobatidae. The transcript is spliced from 6 exons. Gene Ontology annotation, molecular function: GTP binding; GTPase activity. Gene Ontology annotation, cellular component: microtubule cytoskeleton; cytoplasm. The coding region runs from base 135 to 683 and encodes 182 amino acids. Gene Ontology annotation, biological process: cilium assembly. The record is from RefSeq and is a predicted model, not a curated record.